AUGUCUAAUGUUGGUGGCUCCUCAUUACGAACAUGGAGGUUCUCCCCGCUCCAUCCUGAGCCAGGUAUAGAUGGCCAGAAGUCGACUUUGCGGGGCAUUGUAUUUGAUGUGGAUGGGACACUAUGUCUACCGCAGAAUUACAUGUUCCAAGAAAUGCGCUCUUGGUUAGGAAUUGAUAAAUCAGUUGAUAUCAUCGGGCACAUCCGCCGCUUGCCAACAUUAAAGGACCGCACUGCUGCCAUCACGAAAGUCAGGGAGAUCGAGCGGGAAGCUAUGGUCAAGCAAGUGCCUCAGCCGGGUCUUGUAGAACUGAUGGAUUAUCUCCAUUCAAAGGGGUUGAAACGGGCGUUAUGCACACGGAAUUUCGUAACACCCGUAGAACAUCUUCUCACAACCCACCUCCCAACCCAUCAGUUUUCCCCUAUCAUCACCCGUGAUACCCCGGACUUGCUCCCCAAGCCAGAUCCAGCGGGUAUUUUACAUAUAGCAAAGGAAUGGGGAACCAACGCUGAGGAUUUAAUCAUGGUCGGAGACAGCCUCGACGACAUGACUGCGGGCCACUUGGCAGGCGCCGCCACUGUCCUGCUUCUCAAUGACCAAAACCAAUCCCUGAGAGACCACGACCAUUCCCAUUUCUGUAUCCGGCGCCUAGACGAGCUGAUCUCAAUCUUGGAGAAUGGCGUUGCGGAACCCAAGGAAAAUUAG
Messenger RNA from Paracoccidioides brasiliensis Pb18, 705 nucleotides. RefSeq lists its product as uncharacterized. The transcript is spliced from 5 exons. The coding region runs from base 1 to 705 and encodes 234 amino acids. The record is from RefSeq and is a predicted model, not a curated record.